AUGGCUACACAAGAUUUCACGGUGUCUGAAACAAACGCAUCUAUCGCCCAAGAUGGAGACGACACCAAGACUGACGCUCCUCGGGUUGACUGGACGCCCGAGGAGGAGAGAAAAGCAAAGUGGAAGCUGGACCUAAUCAUCAUGCCCAUGCUUACUCUUGGUUUUUUCUGCCUGCAACUUGACCGAGGAAACAUCGCGAAUGCCAUAACAGACACAUUUAUGGAGGAUGUCGGCAUAACCCAGUUUCAAUUCAAUGUUGGGCAACAGCUACUGUCACUGGGAAUUGUGCUCUUUGAGAUCCCCUCCAACAUGAUCCUCUAUAAGGUUGGCCCGGGCAAGUGGCUGACCCUUCAGCUCUUUCUAUUUGGUGCAGUCAGCACGUUUCAAGCUUUUCAGACAAACUACUCGAGCUACCUUGUGACUCGCUUCCUCCUCGGAGUUACGGAGUCGGGCUAUAUCCCCGGAGGUCUUUGGACGCUCUCAACGUGGUACACACGCAACGAAACAGCGAAACGGGUCAUGGUGUUUUUCUUCGGUAACCAAUUAGGCCAGGCGUCCGCCAAGCUGAUAGCUUACGGCAUCCUCCACAUGAAGGGUGUCGCAGGAUACCCGGGAUGGUUUUGGCUGUUCAUCAUCAUGGGCGCCUUCACCAUGGCCAGCGGCGUGGUUCUAGGUUUCUGCCUCCCGGACGCGUUCCAUAACCCUCACAGUUGGUUCAUCCCUCGUCAUGACUUCUUCACCGCAAGAGAAAUCCAUAUUCUGCAGACGCGUGUGAUGCUCGAUGAUACGAACAAAGAGAGGAAGAAGCAGCACAUCGGCAUCACGUCAUUCAAAAAGGCUUUCUCAAACUGGCGGAUUUGGGUGCACAUCUUCAUAACACUUGGCAACAAUGGACCUUUCCGAGGUUUCGAUACUUACGGCCCGACUAUCAUCAGAAGCUUUGGAUUCCCGUCGUUGACGAGCAAUGCGCUCGCUGCCGUGGGCUUGUUCCUUCAGGUCCCCGUUUCGUUUGCCUUCAGCUGGGUGUCUGAUCGCUUAGGAGAGACUACCAUCGCCGCGAUUGGCAUGCACAUGUUUGGCUACGUUCUCAACCGCAUCUUCACCGAGAUCAAUAACCGCGGCGUCAGGUAUUUCGGCGUCGUCUGGACACAGAUAUUCGCUUCGUUUCCCCACCCUCUCAACAUCACGUGGAUGUCUUUGAGUUGCAGCGACUCUGAGGAGCGGUCGUUGGCUAUGGCAAUUCACCCCUACUUUGAGGGCCCGCCAACCGAUUCAACCAGGAUUAUAAUGAGUGCAAACAUUGCAGCGAUCUAUGGUGCACAACUCUUCCAGGAAGACGAUAAGCCUCGCUACCGCAAAGCCUUUGACGCGAACAUUGGAAUAUUGGCUUUUGCCUUGGUGCUAGCUGUUGUGAGAUACGGUCACGAACGCUUGCAGAUAAGGAGAAGAACAAUGUCCGUGACAUAA
Messenger RNA from Colletotrichum spaethianum, 1467 nucleotides. Its product is annotated as putative transporter. The record is from RefSeq and is a predicted model, not a curated record. Bases 1 to 1467 code for a protein of 488 amino acids. Lineage: Eukaryota; Fungi; Ascomycota; Sordariomycetes; Glomerellales; Glomerellaceae. Gene Ontology annotation, molecular function: transmembrane transporter activity. Gene Ontology annotation, biological process: transmembrane transport. The transcript has 6 exons. Gene Ontology annotation, cellular component: membrane.